This is a messenger RNA of Chara braunii, 1168 nucleotides long. NCBI's taxonomy places the organism in Eukaryota, Viridiplantae, Streptophyta, Charophyceae, Charales, Characeae. The record is from the annotation of a GenBank genome assembly.
GUGAYGGGACAGCAACAGCAGUGUUUCACGCAUGAUGGCUGCCAGUCCCAAUGUCCCAUUGGAGACAACGUCGGGACAAAUGUCGGAGGACCGGAGGGAGAUGUGCAACGGCCCCAUACGAUCUCUGCGUUCCUGUUCGCGGGUCCAGCAUGGAGUGGGGGGCCCGUCCGUGGCCCUGACAAUUCACAUGUCACAGCUCCUAUGACCGAUGUCCCACUGCCCUUUGUUUUCACAGGUCACAGACAGUUGUCAUCUCCGGUUUCGCCCGUCGAGGGGUUCCAAAUCGGCUUAGGCGGAGAGGAUGAGGUUGCUCUUCGGCAGCACCUGCGAAUGCGUGCGAUGGCCAUGUCAGAUGGGCUUUCUCUGUCACCGAACAAACGUGGCAUGAAUGGUGUUAUGACCUCUCCUGCUCGCAACGACGGAAGCCGCCAUGGCAGUCCCGGUCCCUCCACAGUCAGUUAUGUGGAUAAUGACACGAUGGGGUGCCGUUCGUCACACUCCCCUACAACACUUUCGCCGAUUCGCCACGCGAGUUUCCCACUAUCACCUGAGCCAUUCCGUCGUGAUGGUUCACCGCAGCCGCAUAGACCACGAACCGGGUCACCGCAGUACGUCAUCAACCGCAUCAUUCGGGACAAUGAAGCCGGUGUCUCACCGGUGGACUGGCCAACCAGGACGGCGCUCCAAGGCGAUGCGGUUGCAGAUCCGAUGGUCCCCUCGCGCACCCCUCCCCCAAGGUUUGAACACCCCGUCUCCGAUCACUGCGCAGUCCACCUCGCAGCACACUCCAUGCAGUGUGGAGAACUUGGUGGGCACGUCCACGGCACGGCCAUCCGAAGGCCCCCCAACACGACCACCGUCAACGGAGAAGAAUACGGAUCGGUGGGGGGAGACCGACACGGAGUGGUUGUGCCGGUUAAGGAAUGAAGUGAAGAGUCUUAUGGGGGAAGAGACAAAGCCGUUGGGUUGCGCGAGGCUGAAAACAGGUUACUGGAAGGAUGUGGAGCAGCGCAUGAAGGGGAAGGGCUUCAACCGUAAUGCUGAUCAGUGCAAGAACAAGUUCAACACACUCCUUGACUACUACCGAAGAUUGAAGGUGCACGAAGGUUGGGCUGGUUUGCCGAGUUACUGGGACAUGAACCAAACGAGGCGGAAGAAGUACAACGUC